GCAAUGAGUCUUUUUCAGACUAUUAAGAAAAGAGGAACGACUGUUUAAGAAAAUUUAAAACAUCAAUAUAACAUUGAAAAUAAAAAAAAUUGUAUGAUAUUGUUUUGUAGUAAUAGAUUUUAAGAAAAUCGAUUAAACAACAUCCUUACGCACGCCUCUUGGACAUCCCUUUUUGGUUACUUCGUGAAUCUUCGUGUUUAUUCGGCAAUACUCGGUACUCGGUAUCCGGUAAUGUCUCAGUCACGCGUUAGCAUCGGCGUUGUGUUCGUGUCAAUUAUCAGUCUCUGUUUUGAGUGCAGUCGGUUACAAAAAUUUUCGUAUAUUUCGUUGAAUUACUGUUGUUAAUUUUUAUUGUUAAGUUUUUAAGUAAUUUGUUAAGUGUUUAAGUUUUUGUUUAGUGUUUAAGUUUGCAAUUAUUUUGUGCAAGUGUCAGUUGGCACUUAUAUUAUUGAAUAUGUCACCAAAACACAAUAAAGUUUUAAAUCACCAAGCAAGAAAACUCAUUUAUAAUUUAAUGCAGUUUAUGAAAAAAGAAAAAGAAGAAGGUGCGAAAGAUCUUAACAAAGUUUAUUUAAGAGUUGCUAACGCAACUGGAGUGUCCCAACGCACAGUACACCGGAUUGCAGCUGAAGGCAAUGUGUCGGGCUCACAUGCGGAAUUCCGCACGCCUGGUAAGACGAGGCCUAGAGCAAAACCUGUAACGGGUUUAGACAGUUUUCACCAAGGAAUAAUAAAAAGAUGCAUACACAACUUCCACAAAACCGAAAAAGAAAUGCCGACCAUGAACAAAUUGCUAGCCAAACUGAAACGGGACAUAAAUUAUCAAGGUUGUAGCACAAGUUUAAGGACUAUAGUCGAAAACUUGGGUUUCAAGAGGCGAAAGCCCGAAAAUAAUAGAUGGGUUCUUAUCGAGAACACCGACGUUCGUCUUAAAAGAAUUUUGUACUUAAAAGCAAUAAAAAAAUACAGGGAUGAAGGGCGACCAAUUGUUUUUGUUGAUGAGUCAUAUGUUCGCUCGUCUCAUACAAAAAGUAAGGCGUGGUCAGAUGGUAGCGCUCAAGGACUAAAGCGCCCGAUAUCAAACGGUCAGGGGAUAGUUAUGGUGCACGCUGGAUCAGAAACAGGGUUUGUUCCGAACACCCUACUAAUGUAUAAAUCGGGAACUAAAACUGGAGACUUCAAUGGCAUGAAUUUCGAAAUUUAUGAGAAAUGGGUACGGACCCAAUUGAUUCCAAAUUUGAGUCCUAACUCGGUGGUGGUUAUCGAUAAUGCCCCGUACCAUAACAUACUCAUGGAUCCUGCCCCUACAUCUAAUGACAAGAAGGCAAAAAUGCAAUCGUGGUUAGAAGACAGGGGUAUACCCUAUGAAAAGGAAAUGUGUAAACCUCAGCUUUACGACCUUAUAAAAAAAAACAAAGACGAACGUAAAAAAUAUAUUGUAGAUGAAAUGUUAAAAAAACACAACCAUGAAGUCCUGCGUUUACCCCCGUAUCAUCCCGAUUUAAACCCCGUUGAGAUGGCGUGGGAUACAAUUAAAGGUUAUGUAGCCUCUAAAAACGUCGACGGGAAUGUGACCCGGACAAUGGAGCUCAUACAAGAAAAAGUUAAUUUAAUGGGUCCGAAAGAAUGUAAAGUUCUGUACACAAAAGUAAAAGAGGUCGAAGACGAAUAUAGAAAGAGCGACCACAUUAUUGACGAAUUGACGGAACAGAUAAUCAUCAAUACAGCUUCAGAUUCGGAAAGUGAGUCUGAAAUUGAGAGCGACAAUUAUAGCGAUGAUGAACCUAUGCCUAGCGACAGUGAUUAAAUUAAAUAAAUGGAUACAAAUUGUAAAAAAA
Spodoptera frugiperda (fall armyworm) is the source of this 1838-nucleotide messenger RNA. RefSeq lists its product as uncharacterized. Bases 455 to 1807 code for a protein of 450 amino acids. Gene Ontology annotation, molecular function: nucleic acid binding. The record is from RefSeq and is a predicted model, not a curated record. Lineage: Eukaryota; Metazoa; Arthropoda; Insecta; Lepidoptera; Noctuidae. The transcript has a single exon.